This is a messenger RNA of Trichoderma citrinoviride, 1512 nucleotides long. Its product is annotated as cytochrome P450. Bases 1 to 1512 code for a protein of 503 amino acids. Gene Ontology annotation, molecular function: monooxygenase activity; heme binding; iron ion binding. The transcript has 4 exons. The record is from RefSeq and is a predicted model, not a curated record. NCBI's taxonomy places the organism in Eukaryota, Fungi, Ascomycota, Sordariomycetes, Hypocreales, Hypocreaceae.
AUGGAAAGCGUUGCUGGAAUCCCGGGCUCCGUCGUCCUCCUCGCCGGCGGUCUCAUCAGCCUCUUCGUCGUGGGAAGGAUCCUCCAGUUUGCGAGGCUGAGGAGCUUCAAAGGUCCCUUCUUGACCAACUUCACCAAUUUUCCGCAUAGAAGGGCCCUCUUUCGGCAAAAGGCGCACGAGUAUUAUGCGGAGGUUUGUGAACAAUACGCAAGAGUUGCACCGAACCUUCUGAUUACAUCUGACCCGGAUGUGUGGAUUCAUGUGAACAACAAGCCUGGGUAUAAGCGCUCUGAUUGGUACUACACUGCCUGCCGCAUCGAGUACCAGCGGGACAAUGUCUUUUCGCAGACGGACAACAAGAAGCAUGAGCAGAGGAGGAAGCAGAUGGCUCCGGGGUAUUCUGGACGGGAGAAUCUCGACCUGGAAAUUUCCGUCGACCAGUGUCUCCAGGAGUUUAUCGACUUGAUCAGAUCCAAGUAUGUUUCCACAGAAGCCAAGAUCGUGCCCGUGGACAUGGCCAAGAAGGUUCAGUUCUUCGCCCUUGACGUCAUCAGCGGCGUUGGCCUGGGCAAGACGUUUGGCAUGCUGAAGAGUGACACCGACGUGGAGAGCUACCUCCAGUCUGCCGAAGAAGGCCUGCGCAUUGCCAACUUUUCGCUCGCCAUAGGCCUCAGCUGGAUCGCGCAGGCGCGCUUCCUCGGCCGCUUCAUUGCUCCGUCACCAAAGGACAAGAACGGCUUCGGAAAGAUGAUGGCAACCUGCUUCCGCUAUGUCGACGAGCGCGAGGCGAGCUCGACGGACAAGCGGUCUGAUAUGCUCGCAUCCUUCAUCCGCCACGGCAUCCAUGGCGCCGACUUGAAGACGGAGGCCCUCGAACAGAUCGUCGCCGGCUCCGACACCACCUCAUCUGCCAUCCGAAUCAUCUUCCUCCACAUCAUCACAAACCCGCGCGUGUACGCAAAGCUCCAGAAGGAAAUCGACGAAGCAGUCCGGGAUGGAAGAGCCCCCCGCGAGGGCAUCAUUACCCACAGCCAGACAAAGCAGCUCCCCUAUCUCCAGGCCACCAUUCGCGAGGCCAUGAGAGUCAUGCCGCCCGUCGCCAACAUCUUCUCGCGAGACAUUCCGCCCCAGGGCGACACCGUCAGAGUCAAGGGCCAGGACGUCUUUCUGCCUGGCGGCGCCAACAUCGGAUAUUCCGCGUAUGCAAUGCAUCGCAGCCACGAGAUUUACGGCGACGACGCCAAGGCCUUCCGUCCAGAGCGCUGGUUUGAGGAGGACCAGGACAAGCUCGCCGUCAUGCUUCGCACCAACGAGUUGAUCUUCGGGCACGGCAAGUAUCAGUGUCUGGGCAAGCCUGUUGCUCAGGUUGAGAUUGGAAAGGUCGUAUUCGAGCUACUGCGUUACUUUGAUAUUGCCAUCAUGCACCCGGACAAGCCUUGGGAGGCUGAGAACGCCCUUGGGUUGUUUCACAUCAAGGACAUGUGGGUGCAGGUGCUGGAGAGAGGCGCGUGA